This is a messenger RNA of Castor canadensis (American beaver), 645 nucleotides long. The record is from RefSeq and is a predicted model, not a curated record. NCBI's taxonomy places the organism in Eukaryota, Metazoa, Chordata, Mammalia, Rodentia, Castoridae.
AUGACUGUGUCCACAUUUGCUCAGGUGAACGUGUCUUUCUUGCUCUCUCUGGAGCUGCUCUCCUACCAGAAGCUCCCGGCUGACCAGAUGCUGCCUGGAGUGGAUAUUGAGCAGAGCGAGAAUGGAGAGAAAGAGAUGGUGUUUACUCAGCCUCUGUUCCUGGAGUUCACCAACCAGACCACUCAGGUGGUGCCGCUGCGGGCCAUUGUGGCUGUGCCUGAGCUGCAGCUCUCCACCAGCUGGGUGGACUUUGGGACCUGCUUUGUGAACCAGCAGCAGGCCCGGGAGGUCUACCUAAUGAACCUCAGUGGCUGCCGGAGCUACUGGACUGUGGUGAUGGGACAGCAGAAGGCAGCCAAGGAGGCUGAGGUCUUCAGGGUCUCCCCAAGCAGUGGGCUGCUGGCAGCCCGACCCACCAAUGCGCCCCCAACCUCCAUCACUAUGCAGGUGUUCUUCACUGCCAGGAGCAGAGAGCUGUAUGAGUCCACGCUGGUGGUGGAGGGCGUGCUGGGUGAGAAGGCCUGCACCCUGCGGCUCCGGGGCCAAGGCUCUUAUGACGAGAGAUACAUGACACAUCACAGCUCUGAGGCAUCCGUACCCCACAGCCCUCCUCAGCUGAGGCCGGGCUGCUUGGCAGGGACAUGA